CAGCACAAUUACACAAAGGUUUCAGAAUUCCUCCUCCUGGGCUUGUCAGAAGACCCCAUGGUGCAGCCCCUGCUCUUUGGACUCUUCCUGUCCAUGUACCUGCUGACCGUGCUGGGGAACCUGCUCCUCGUGCUGGCCGUCAGCUCGGACCCCCACCUCCACACCCCCAUGUACUUCUUCCUCUCCAACCUGGCCUUGGUGGACGUCUGCUUCACCUCCACCACUGUCCCCAAGAUGCUGCACAACAUCUGGACACAGAACAAAGCCAUCACCUACGGGGGCUGCAUCACCCAGAUAUAUUUUUUUAUACUCUUUGCUGUUCUGGACAACUUUCUCCUGACUGUCAUGGCCUAUGACCGCUACGUGGCCAUCUGUCAACCUCUCCACUACAUGGUCAUCAUGCACCCGAGACUCUGUGGGCUCGUGAUUCUUGGGUGUUGGGUUUCAAGUCUCCUGCAUUCCUUGAGUCACAGCUCAAUGUCACUGCGGUUGUCCUUCUGCUCAGACUUGGAAAUCCCUCAUUUUUUCUGUGAGCUCUAUCAGAUGAUUCAGCUUGCCUGUUCGGACACCUUCCUCAAUAAUAUCGGGAUGUAUUUAUCAGCUGGGCUUGUCUUCUGUGGCCCUUUUGCUGGGAUCCUCUACUCUUACUCUAAGAUCAUGUCCACCAUACGUGGCAUCUCCUCUGCUCAGGGGAAGUACAAGGCAUUUUCAACCUGUGCAUCUCACAUCUCUGUGGUCUUCUUGUUUUAUUGUACGAGCAUAGGAGUCUACCUGAGCUCCGCUGCUACCGAGAACUCACACUGGAGUGCAAUAGCCUCCGUGCUGUACACGGUGGUCACCCCCAUGCUGAACCCUUUCAUCUACAGCCUCCGGAACAAGGACAUCCAGGGGGCUCUGAGAAGAGUUUUUCUGAUGGAAACUAUGAAAGGUUCAAUUAUCCUGGAGCUGAAGAAGUCCCCAUGA
This is a messenger RNA of Erinaceus europaeus (western European hedgehog), 963 nucleotides long. Its product is annotated as olfactory receptor 1571-like. Gene Ontology annotation, cellular component: membrane. The transcript has a single exon. Bases 58 to 963 code for a protein of 301 amino acids. The record is from RefSeq and is a predicted model, not a curated record. Lineage: Eukaryota; Metazoa; Chordata; Mammalia; Eulipotyphla; Erinaceidae. Gene Ontology annotation, biological process: G protein-coupled receptor signaling pathway. Gene Ontology annotation, molecular function: G protein-coupled receptor activity; olfactory receptor activity.